Messenger RNA from Drosophila takahashii, 711 nucleotides. RefSeq names its product heart- and neural crest derivatives-expressed protein (gene Hand). Gene Ontology annotation, biological process: regulation of transcription by RNA polymerase II; developmental process. NCBI's taxonomy places the organism in Eukaryota, Metazoa, Arthropoda, Insecta, Diptera, Drosophilidae. The record is from RefSeq and is a predicted model, not a curated record. Gene Ontology annotation, molecular function: protein dimerization activity; RNA polymerase II transcription regulatory region sequence-specific DNA binding; DNA-binding transcription factor activity, RNA polymerase II-specific.
GCAAAGACGAAUUUUAUGUUCCGUACCAGCAGUGAAAAUGAAGAUCUCCAAUCGCGAAAUUAUUUUCAAUUUAUAUAAUUAAAAUAAAAAAUGUUUAAAAAUUCGGUUGCCUUGGGGCGUGAAUACUCAACCAUGUAUUAUAACUCAGUAUAUAAUGCAGCUACCAUGUUCGACAUGAAACACUCUGAAAGUCAAGUUCAGCAACAGAUAUAUAACACAAAUCACAUAGGUUAUGUGCCAGCUUCGAGUACUCGGAUCGUUAAGAAACGAAAUACAGCUAACAAAAAGGAGAGGAGGCGGACACAAAGCAUAAACAACGCGUUUUCCUACCUUCGGGAAAAGAUACCUAACGUUCCUACAGAUACAAAAUUAUCGAAGAUUAAAACAUUGAAGUUGGCCAUAUUGUACAUAAACUACUUAGUUAAUGUUCUUGAUGGAGAUCAGGAUCCGAAAGGCGGUUUUCGAGCAGAACUAAAGCCGGCCAGCCGGAAAAUUUGUAGCGAAAAGAAACACUGUUUAAAGUCAGAGCCUCAAAAUGUUCCCAUGUCGACUAAGGGCCGUACAGGUUGGCCACAAGAUGUUUGGGCAUCGGAACUUAUUCCAGAGCAUAAUUAGACUACCGUAAUUUACUUACAUUUUAUUUCAUAAUAAAUACACAUUAAUUAAGCAUAAAUAAAUAAAAACAUAAAAUAAACAAUAUUACCAAAAUAA